UCACCUAAACAAAUUACCAGGACGAGACGCAGCUCUCCUUCUACUAUUCAAGUGAAGAUCGAAGCACUGCUGAUUCGACAUGUGGUCGUCUUCUCUCUUCCAGCCUUCGUUUAGCACACCGAUGGCAUUGAGAGUUCCCGUCAGUGCGCUGUGGCCUCAGUCGCAGCUCAUUUGUGUUCAAAUGGAGAAUGAAAUGGCGAGGCAGAUGGACAACAUGAGGAGAAGCGCUGACCUGAUGAAUCAGCUCCAGCAUGUCUUACGGAGAGAGACCCUUGAUGCAGAGACAGCUCCCAGAUCGGCUGCACGAAGAGCACCUUCGUGCAAGGUGGAGAAGGACGGACAGCACUUUUCUGCUACUUUGGAGGUUGAAGACUUCACUCCCGAGGAGCUGACAGUUAAACAGGUGGGAAGGAAAAUACUGUUGAGCGGAAAGAAAGAAAAGAAAGAGGAAAGCGAGGAGGGAUCCUACAGCUACAGGUACCAGGAGUUCAGACGAGAGCUCGAGCUACCAGAAGACGUGAACCCCGAGGAGCUGAGCUGCUCGCUAAACAACGGACGGCUGCACAUCGAUGCACCAAGGAUGGCACUGCCCAGUGUGCCCGAGAGAGUGGUGCCCAUUAAAAGUGACGUCUCGGGGCGCCUUAAAAAUGGAGAGGAGGAGAAGAAAGAGUGAGCAAUUCAGAGAAAUUAAUGAAUCUUUGAAUGGACGAGUUUUUCCAGGGGACAUUUCAUGAAAUGAUGCAGAAAGUUGUCUGCCAUUGUGUUUGUUUAAAAUGCUGGAUAUAUAUACAGUGAGCCUUGCAUUUAAAUUCUAUUUUUUUUUUUCUUGAGACAGUUUCCUAUUAAAAGUUUUGCCUCUUGUCUUUGGUAAAUGGUAUGGGCUAUAAGGGG
Messenger RNA from Polypterus senegalus (gray bichir), 891 nucleotides. RefSeq names its product heat shock protein beta-11-like. Gene Ontology annotation, molecular function: protein folding chaperone. The record is from RefSeq and is a predicted model, not a curated record. Lineage: Eukaryota; Metazoa; Chordata; Cladistia; Polypteriformes; Polypteridae. The transcript has a single exon. Gene Ontology annotation, biological process: protein refolding; response to heat. Bases 80 to 673 code for a protein of 197 amino acids.